Tarenaya hassleriana is the source of this 1292-nucleotide messenger RNA. RefSeq lists its product as uncharacterized. The transcript has 2 exons. Bases 194 to 1234 code for a protein of 346 amino acids. The record is from RefSeq and is a predicted model, not a curated record. Lineage: Eukaryota; Viridiplantae; Streptophyta; Magnoliopsida; Brassicales; Cleomaceae.
AUUCUCAACCAGUUUGUAUUAAAAAAAGUUUAAACCUUUUGCCCAUUGAACAAUCAAGAAGGUAUAUCACCAAACCCUUUUGCCCUAUUGGCACAAAUCUCCAUCUGAUCUCCACAUCACUUUGGGUGAAACCCCUCUCCAAGAUAAGCAUUAGGUAUAUAUAUAUAUAUAUGCUUAUCGAUCGGUUUCAAAGAUGCUAUCUUUUCGAAUCCCGUCACUGGGGAGCCACCAUCAUCCAUCAACGUUCGCCGAGAAAGUCACAGACGAUCCAAAGGCCGCCUUCCAUCUCAAGACAGCCGCCGCCGCCGCCGCCGCCUCUCAGAGCACCGUCACGUGCGGAUACCAGGCCCACAUAGCGGGCUACUUCCGAAACGUCACCGUUUUGUGGUCCAAGAACGUCAUGCACCACUCCCUCACCCUCAUGGUCUCGAGCCUCGACAACGACAUGAACUACUGUUGCAAGAUCGAUCUCGUGAAGCCAUGGCAGUUCUGGAGCAAGAAAGGGUCGAAGUCGUUCACCGUCGAGGGAAACCUCGUCGAGAUCUUCUGGGAUCUCCGGUCCGCGAAGCUCUCAGGCAACGGAUGCCCUGAACCGGUUUCCGAUUAUUAUAUCGCCGUUGUCUCCGAUGAAGAGGUUGUCUUGUUGUUGGGAGAUCUCAAGAAGAAAGCGUACAAGAGAACGAAGUCGAGACCCGCAUUGGUUGAUCCCUUCAUGUGCUACAAAAAGGAAAGCGUGUUCAGCAAGAAAACGUUUUCGACACGGGCCAGUUUCGACGAGAGGAGGAAAGAGCACGAGGUGGUGGUCGAGAGCAGUUGCAGUGGCGGCGGAGACGGAGAUGACGGGGGCGACGAGGCGGCGGAGAUGUGGAUAAGAGUGGACGGAGUCGUGGUCGUGCACGUGAGGAAUCUCCAGUGGAAAUUCCGCGGGAAUCAGACAGUGUUGGUCGACAAAACUGCCGUUCAAGUGUACUAUGAUGUCCAUGAUUGGCUGUUUGGGAGUCAGGGGAUGGCGGCGAACGGGCUUUUCGUGUUCAAGCCGGUGACGGUGGCUAUUGCAGCAGUUGCGGCAGAGGAGGAGGGCAGAGAUACGGAGGAAGCGGUGGCCGGAGGAGAUAGCGGCGGCGGCGGAGGGAGUAGUCCGGUGAGUAGGUAUUACUCCGCCUCUAGCGGAGGAAGUGGGUAUGGGCCUUUGCAAGACUUUUGUUUGUUUCUUUAUGCUUGGAAACUUGAGUGAGCCGAAUCAUAUUAGCAUAUUUUUGUUUUUGUUUUUUUCACAUUUAGAUUUUUUUUAA